Molecule: messenger RNA, 2336 nt
Organism: Pseudo-nitzschia multistriata
Lineage: Eukaryota; Bacillariophyta; Bacillariophyceae; Bacillariales; Bacillariaceae
Source: the annotation of a GenBank genome assembly
CGGUUGACACUCCCAACGGAAAGGGCGCGCUCGGCAGACUAUGUCUUGCUGCUAGAUGUCACGUCGAAAAUUUCCCCUCACUUUUCCCGGUCGCGCCUUUUUCGCAUGCCGUCAUCAUCAUCCAUCCAAGGUCGAAAGAUAGGAAUUGCYGUGUUGUUGGUAACUGUCAUCUUCCCAACCAUAUCUCUUGGUCAAAAAAMGUYAAAAGGUAUUGUGCAAGGAAGAGAUCGUUGUUGAAGAUGCCUAAUUUCGAGUGGUUAAUCAAAAAGGAGGAUGUUUCCUAUUGGGCCGACAACACGCAAGAAGUGUGUGGUGAUAUCGGUGCGGCGACAGCAGAAAGCUGUUCUCGCAGUAUGGAAACGGUGAAGAAUGCUGCGGACAAAUCCGACCUCUGUCAUUUCCGGUCGAAGAACGUACCGGUAGAGGGUACGGAUCCCGAAAACCCCGAAGUUCUCAACAGUCCUGAAAGUGAUCAAGAAAAAGAAAACAAUGGAAGCAACUGCGGUGGCGAACCUCACUUUCUGCAGUCACURCGAACGAACCCGUCCCUGAUCUCGAGUCGUACCGGAUCAUGGUUCAAUCAACGCAGCYUGGCGCAUCUUCCAGCACCAGAAGAAACCACCACAAAAGGUGAUCAAGGAUCGGUAGGGGAAAGAACCCUUCCGAAUAGCGACGGUGGAGAUAAUGAAUCACAAGACAAUGACGCGGACAAAGAGUACCGCUAUAGUGCCGGUUACAUCGCAUGCGUUGUUUUUGCAGUGCUGUUAGUAUUCUUUUCAAUCGGUCUAGGUGUGACCAUCAUGAUGCGAAAGCGAAGCCAGAACCAGAUCGGAGGUACCAACAUAACGACUGCGGAAGAUAUCAGUAAUACUACAAUGGAAGAUCUGACCAUGGAGUCCGACUUCAGUGYCAAUAGCGAUACCGAGCAAUCGGAAGAAGUUGGUGCUAACAUCGAUGACGCGUCCAAUAACUCAACUACACAAGAGCAGCCAUCUGAGGAAAUCGUCGAGUUMGACUACACCGCCAACACCAAUUACUUGGUCGGAGCAUACUACUACCCAUGGUACAGCGAGGACUUCCACAGCAAUGAACGAUACCUCCGCGAAAGUCUUAUUCCUCCCCAACAGCCCGCCCUUGGAGAAUACGACGAUUCCAAUCCCCUUGUGAUCAAGCAGCACAUGGAGUGGUUCCGCCGAGCCAACAUUGGUCUCUUGGUAACCUCGUGGUGGGGACCCGGCAGGGUCGAGGACACVACUACCAAAGAUGUUAUCCUGRAGCACGAAGAUGUUGGAAACCUCAAGAUUGCCCUUCACUACGAGACGAUUGGCCGGAUCAAGGACAAGACCAACAUGUCUACGCCUCGUAGCGACAUCGAGUACAUUUGCGAGAACUACUUCGAUCAUCCGAACUACUACAAGAUUGAUGGCCGACCCGUUCUGUUUGUCUACGUGACGCGGGUUCUCCAUGAAGACGGUGUGCUGGAAGAGGCGUUGUUGACCAUGCGAAGCGAAGCAAGCAAAUGUGGCCACAAUCUUUAUCUGAUUGGUGACCAGGUAUUCGACUCUGCACCGGACCCCGACCAAGACUUCGUUCCAUUCUGGUAYUUUGAUGCUGUCACGAACUACGACGUCUAUGGAUCUAGUGGCAGACCCGAUGGCUAUGCAGGAAUGGAGGCCGUGGACAAGUAUUAUUCGGACCAGCAAGAAUGGAAGAACCAGGCACUAAAGGCGAACUGCCGAUACAUCCCACCCGUGUCACCCGGAUACAACGACCGAAGCGUGCGAUUCCAGAACAACAAUCCUCCCCUGUCGAGACGCUUGUCGGCGGAUGCCGAAGAAGGCAGCCUUUUCUGGUACCAGCUGUCGCAGGCCCUCGAAUUGGUGGAUCCGCAGGUCGACAACAUGAUCCUCGUGAACUCCUUCAACGAGUGGCACGAGGAUACCCAAAUCGAACCCGCCGUGGGCGUCCCCGGUUCCCCGAAGGGGGUSACUGCCRYGCUGCCGAAUGUCUACACGCAAGGGCUCGAAUAUACCGCCUACGGGGAGCUUUACUUGGACCUGUUGGGGGCCGCGACAUCCAAGAACGUUGAGGACCACAGCAGCUAUGACCAUCUCAUUCAACUGUGAUAAGGAUACCAGCAUGCUUGAUAUAACCUCUKUGCUGGCAUUCUKAAUGCCUCUUUGAAAGAAAUYGAACGUGGUUUCAAUCUUGAACUCAAUUUGUUGUMCUAAAAAAACCAGAUACAUGAAGAUCAUACUCACUGUUACAUAUUUAAGUUAAUACACUACAUAAAAGAUUCCAACUAGACGUCAAUUGAAUAAAACAUAAAACUAGUA